Messenger RNA from Drosophila bipectinata, 2094 nucleotides. The record is from RefSeq and is a predicted model, not a curated record. Lineage: Eukaryota; Metazoa; Arthropoda; Insecta; Diptera; Drosophilidae.
CAACACACAACCACUUUGAUUACUUCUACUACAUAUGUACAUAUAAAUUAAGAAAAAUAACACCGUAACAUGGAGGAGAACGAGGUGCAAACGGAGACCAGAGGCACCGCGGAUGCCAGCAACAGCGGCGAUGACGCGACCAGAUUGACCCUUCUCCAGGGAGAGAUUCGCAAAAUGCAGAAUGAGUUUAACACUCAGCGUGCGAAGAUGCGGGAGCUGUUCAUGCAGAAAGAGGCGGAGUGCAGCCAGGUCCAGACGGAGCGUCGACAACUUCAGGUGGAGCUGGACGAGCUGAAGACGCAUCUAAUGGUGGCCGACCUAAAGGCUCAGGAAGAGAUUUCCUCACUGCAGCAGCUGGUGCAGGACACUAUUGAGGAGUCGGCGCACUAUAAGGGCGAGCAGGAACGCCUAAGAUUAGAGCUAAGCAGAUACCAGCAGGCACAAUCAUUGGUCCAGCACCAGCCGUCUGAGUCAUCCGGCGGCAUAGCUCCACAAAUGCUGAAUCAGGUUAAGAAAACGCUGGGAUCCGUACGAAAACUAGGAAGUGAUUCUCUGAAUAGUAGUUUUCAGCAAGAAGAGGACAACAGAGCAUCAAGCAAGGGGAACGGAAAGCAAUAUGCUCCAGAAGACGCAGAGAUGCUACAUUCCAUAGUAGAACAGCUGCAGGAAGAGAUGAAGGCUCUAAAAGUCAAACUACGCGAGCAGGAUGAGCAGCUUCAGGCCAAGUCAGCGAAGGUGGAAGAGCCACAGACUGAUUCUGGAGCCGCGCAUAAAUCCACAUCAAUGGAUGCGACCGAGUCGACCUGCGAAAGCUGUCCCUUGGCAGAGAAGAAGGCUGAAGAGUUGAAUGCAGCCAUUAAAAAACAGCAGAAGCAAGUGGAUCUCCUGCAGAAGCAGUUGGUCGAAUCUCGUGAGACCCUGGCCAAGGAGGCGGCACUGCGGAAAGAUCUGGAAGACCAGUGGCAAGAAAAGCGCGAGGCCCACAAAAGUGAAGUACAAAGUCUGCGCGAGCAGGCCAAAACCAAUGAACAGCGACUGCUGGACAUGCAACAAAAGUUUCUGGAGACCAAGGACGAGGUAAUGAAACAGAUACAAAGAGUCACUGAUGACAGGGAACGCGUCAACAAGCAACUGGAAACGUUGCAGGCGGACAACGACUUUCUGUCUGGCCAUUACCUAGCCACAUCUCUGGAAAUCGAGAACCAGUACAUCAACCUACCAAACACAGUUGAUGAGCUGCAGGAGUUAAUGCUGCGCCAACAAAGCGAGCUUAUCCAAGCCCGAGUCAGCAGUGAGUACGAACGACAGAAGCGCGUGAGUACGCUGGAUGAGAUUCAAAUACUGCGGGCCCAGCUCGAGGAGAGCAACAACGAACGCCGAGUCUAUAAACGGAAAAUGCAACUGGAUAUCAAGUCGCUUCAGGACAGAGUGACGGAGCACUUGGUUACGGUGCAGGCUCACGAGACGACCAAGACUCAAUUGGAGCGCAAAGAAGCUGAGCUCAAUAAGCAGUUGUCCGAGUGUCGAGUAGAAAUUAUUGAGCUGCAAGAGGCCAAUGAAAAGUACGCAAAAACCAACUUAGAAUACAAGACGAAGAUUAAAACCCUGCAGGAGGAAUUGUCCACCAUGGAGACCGUGCAAAAGGACUUUGUUAAACUAUCUCAAACUCUUCAAAUGUCAUUGGAGGAGCUGCGGCACGCCGACACAGAGGUGCGCUGGCAGGAUGAUGAUGACGUGAACAACUGCCCGACGUGCAAUGCAUAUUUCACGGUCAUGGUGCGCAAGAUUCAUUGCCGGCACUGCGGCCACAUUUACUGCGAUAAGUGUCUUACGAAAACGGUGCCAUCGGGGCCACGGAAACGAGUGGCUCGUGUCUGUGAUAUCUGUCACACGCUGCUCACGCCCAACACCGCUCCCUACUUCAGUCAAGGGCAGCCUCCGCAACAACAGCAGGGUCAGCAGGAGUCCAGCUAAGCGGCCGGCUCCAGGGCAUAGGUAUUUUCUAUUUUCGAUUUUGUUCAAUGCUCCGCCAUUACUUUUGAGGUCAAACCUUAUUAUUUGUCACACAAGAUCGAGUCAUAUCCACGCUCCAUU